GAAAUAUUAAUAGUUCUAUCUCCGCCAGGCUCUCCUGCAGCCAGAUAGCAAGACUCCCACAGAGUCUCAGCCUGUAAAGCGGGUUGGAUUUGAGGGAUUCUGAAAAGCGAUUACGUUAAAUAGUACACUUGACUUUGCAUUUUAAUAGGUUAUUUUCCUUUCCAGUUCUUGGGCUUGCGCGAGUUUUUAAGGACAGAUGGACUUAAAACCUGCCUGACCGUGGACCCCUCACCGGAACCCCUGCAGCGCUUAUUGCAGGAGUGACCAGGACACUACCUUCUAGAAGUAAUGCCCACAGAAAGCGGAAGUUGUUCAACUGCUCGCCAAGCGAAACAAAAGCGCAAAUCUCAUAGCCUUUCUAUACGAAGAACUAACAGCUCAGAACAAGAGAGGACUGGACUACCAAGAGAAAUGUUAGAAGGACAAGAUUCUAAACUGCCUUCCUCAGUUCGCAGUACACUGCUGGAACUGUUUGGACAGAUAGAAAGAGAAUUUGAAAAUCUUUACAUCGAAAACUUAGAAUUGCGCAGAGAAAUUGAUACUCUUAAUGAACGAUUAGCUGGUGAAGGGCAAGCAAUCGAUGGGGCAGAAUUGAGUAAGGGCCAGCUCAAAACAAAAGCCAGUCACAGUACCAGUCAGCUUUCUCAGAAGCUGAAGACCACCUACAAGGCUUCUACCAGCAAGAUUGUCUCCAGCUUUAAGACUACCACCUCAAGGGCCAUCUGCCAGCUUGUGAAGGAGUAUAUUGGCCACAGGGAUGGCAUCUGGGAUGUCAGUGUUGCAAGGACACAGCCUGUGGUUCUUGGGACAGCGUCUGCCGAUCACACAGCUUUGUUGUGGAGCAUAGAGACUGGCAAGUGUCUUGUCAAAUAUGCUGGCCAUGUGGGCUCAGUAAAUUCUAUAAAAUUUCAUCCCUCAGAGCAGUUGGCUCUUACUGCUUCUGGAGAUCAGACUGCUCAUAUUUGGAGAUAUGUGGUACAGCUUCCAACACCUCAGCCUGUUGCCGACACUAGUCAACAAAUGUCUGGUGAAGAUGAAAUGGAAUGCUCUGAUAAAGAUGAGGCUGACAUUGAUGGAGAUGUGCCCAGUGACUGCCCUGCUGCCCGAGUCCCCCUGGCGUCUCUCAAAAGCCAUCAGGGUGUGGUUAUUGCUGCUGACUGGCUGGUUGGUGGGAAGCAAGUGGUGACAGCCUCAUGGGACAGAACUGCCAACCUGUAUGAUGUGGAGACAUCUGAACUUGUUCAUUCUCUGACAGGGCAUGACCAGGAGUUAACACAUUGUUGCACUCACCCCACCCAGCGGCUCGUGGUGACCUCCUCCCGUGACACAACUUUCCGUCUCUGGGAUUUCAGGGACCCUUCCAUCCACUCCGUGAAUGUUUUCCAAGGACACACGGACACUGUGACCUCUGCUGUGUUCACUGUGGGAGACAACGUCGUUUCGGGCAGCGAUGACCGCACAGUAAAAGUCUGGGACUUAAAAAAUAUGAGAUCUCCAAUUGCGACAAUUCGUACAGACUCAGCCAUUAAUAGGAUCAAUGUAUGUGUUGGUCAAAAAAUCAUAGCCCUCCCCCAUGACAACCGGCAAGUGCGAUUGUUUGAUAUGUCAGGAGUGCGACUAGCACGCCUUCCCAGGAGCAGCCGGCAGGGUCACAGACGAAUGGUGUGCUGCUCAGCAUGGAGUGAAGACCACCCUAUCUGCAAUUUGUUUACAUGUGGCUUCGAUAGGCAAGCUAUUGGUUGGAACAUCAACAUUCCUGCAUUGUUACAAGAAAAAUAAGUCAUUGCUGUUCCUUAGCUCCAAGUUUGCCAUGGACCUUAGAUUCAUGCAGGCUUUUCUGCAUAUUAAUCAGCCAUUAUAGUGAGAGUUUGCCCCUGGGAAGGGUGCCUUGUAAAUGUUCUUUUCACAUUGUGCCCAGCUUGCAUGAAAUGUACAGAGAGAUGUGUGAUUCUGUUUUUUAUUUCUGUCUUGUGUAUAUUGGCAUCCUCUGGUCAAUAGAAGUGAAGCUCACUUCCGAUGUAGCAUACAAAAUGCUUUGAGUUCUUGACUUUGACAGAUGAGCAGUAGGGCAUUACAUUACAUUGUAUAAAUUAAAUGUGAACUGUAUCUGUUGUGAGGCAUAAUCAGUCUGUUACAUUGUCUGGAGUAACUAUACAUAUCUACCUUGUCCUGGGAAGACUGCAGAGCUCAUUUGCGUUGGCUAACGAGAGGCGGGACUGAAAAAUCUCAUACUUGGUUUGUGUGAAGUUGUAGCAUGUGCUGUUGUGUAAUUCCAUUUCAGCUCUUGACUUCUGUUCCAGUUCUGUAAAAGUAACCUGGAUUUACAAUGUGCAGAGUUUCUUUUGAGAAGAAGAUGUUUCUGCUGUUUUAUAGAAAACGAUUUCAAUCUCUUGAGGUCUCAUACAAGCAAAUUUUAAAAUACGAUGACUCUAAUCAUUGAUUCUAGACAUUAAACAAAAUUCAAAGCACUUUAAUUUCUAGCUGUGGUUAUAAACAGUUUUUAGAAGUUUAAAAUGAUUUAUCCAUUGAAUGUGACUUGACCUUUAUACGAAGGCCCUGCUACCUGAAGACAAAAUGUUAUUUAUUUUCUACACCUUUGGUUUGCAUAUUUCUAAAUGGGUUCACUUCUUUAGUGGUAUUUGAGAGCCAAGAAUGCAAAUAAAUGAGCACUACCUCAACAUAAAUAUUGAGAAAACUUUGGAGUCUCACUGUUGUGUGGAUAAAGCACUUGAUUUUAAAGCUGGAAUAUUGAAUUCAAGGUAGAAGGCAAGAAAGACAACCAUACCAAAUGUACCUUGAAGGUUAAAGGCUUUCUAGAUAGCCUGGGACAGUGAUAGCCAUGGCAGAUAGUCCAUAGGCAACAAGAAGCAUUAGUCUUGAAUAGCCUGGCUACCUCUCAGUGCCAGUCCUACUACUGCACGAGUGAGCCUUUCAUUCUUGCCUUCUAGAAAUCACUGUUCAUCUGAUACUUGUAAGUUUGUGUUUCUUAUAGAGUUACAGUUUUGAUAAAGAGACAUCUCAGUUACUGCCCUCAUAUAUAAAUCCUUUACCUACCAUCCUUUGGAGACUGACCACUUUGGGAGAAGAGAAGAGGUAAUAUGCUGUUAUGGUUACCUCACCUCCCACCCCUCCCCCAGCUCCCUGUUCUCUCUUUUGGGUGGCAGAGGAGGGCACCUGAACUAGUAAGUGGUAGGAAGUUUGGUGUAAGGUGUAUAUUGUCAUACACAGAACAUUUGGGUGCCCAUGGGUAGCACUUUCCAGGAGUAAGAACUUGGUUAUUGGCACCUUUGACUUACACACCAAAGGAGCUGAACCUAGGAACGUUAUAUCUGAGUCAUUUAGAGUGAUUCUUUGAGUAAUUUUGUUUUUUCAAAAAGAACAACAAAAAAGUUUGUAUUUUUAAAGUCUGACCGUUUUUUUAUCACAAGUCUCACCAUGGUGUAUUUGAGAGCUGAGUCGGGCUGGUAGCUGUAGUUGAUUAAAAUUUUAAGACCCAGCUCUGGCUGUCUUGAAUGUAUUUUGCUUGAAGGUGGAGUACUGUAUGAUGAUGUUUCUGGUGGCCUGCUUUACCUUGCAGCCACGGGGUUUCCAUGUCCCCUCCAUUCCACUCUCUUCACAGAGUUGUUAAUGUUAGUAACAAGCCAUGUUCUUAUGUUCCUUGCAUCUUACUCCACAAGUUUAGGUAGAGUUAGGAGCACUGAAAAAACAAAACAAACCAACCCCCAAAAAAACGUAUGCAAAUGCAAACAGCAAAGCUAAACAUAAGAUCUCUGCCAGACACAAUUUGGAGUUUUAAACAAUCUAUAUUUGUGGCCAUCAAAUUCUAUGCAGACUAGUGUCCUUCACUGCCAAUAGCUGCUUUAUUUCCUUUGGCUAACUGGAGGGACCAGCCUCUGACACAAAAAAAUGAGGUUCCUCAUUCAUUUCCACGAGGGCAGAAGACCCUAAUGGUGCUCGACCAGAGUGCUCAGGAGCAGGAAUGUGACUUACAGUAACUGCUGUGUCGUCUGUCCUCAUCCCAGUGCUGCUGUGGCCUCAGUGUUACCUUCCAGAGUUUAUGACCGGCACAGGCUUGAGCUCAGUGUGUAUGCAGGCUUGUGUGCAUGUGGCUAAGGAUAAGUUCUGCUAUCAGCCACAUGUGAUCUCAUUAGUGUUUGGAAAUAGGAACACUAUUAUGUGCUAGAGUGUCCAGAAUUUCAUUUAAUAAUGGAGGGGAAAUGUGUGGUUAGUAAAUGUGUAUUGAUACAAAAUUUCCCAAGAGAUUUCUUGUUGGACAGAAUUAUUCCCCCCACCCCACCAAUAUCUGUAGGGUCAAAAAAGCUUUGUACAUAUUUGGGAAUCUGAAGACCAUGUAAAUCAUUUGUUACUUAAAUCUGUGAAAAACAGUUUUUUUUUUUUUUUUUUGAGGGACAAGUGCAUUUAUAAGUGUUCUGUGGAAUCAGUUAUCUUUACUGUAUUGAUGUAAUUGUUUGUAAGUAUUCAGUGUCUUCAUUGAAAUAUGAAGUUCAUUAAAACAUCUGUGUUCUAUAA
Molecule: messenger RNA, 4530 nt
Organism: Meriones unguiculatus (Mongolian gerbil)
Lineage: Eukaryota; Metazoa; Chordata; Mammalia; Rodentia; Muridae
Gene: Wdr37
Product: WD repeat domain 37
Exons: 14
Coding region: 289-1779 (496 amino acids)
Cellular component (GO): preribosome, large subunit precursor
Molecular function (GO): protein binding
Source: RefSeq, a predicted model, not a curated record